This is a messenger RNA of Paramuricea clavata, 503 nucleotides long. The record is from the annotation of a GenBank genome assembly. NCBI's taxonomy places the organism in Eukaryota, Metazoa, Cnidaria, Anthozoa, Malacalcyonacea, Plexauridae.
AUGUCCGCUCCUUCAAACAAAGACACAUUUCAUAACGAAGGUAACUCGAGUAUGAGCAACAACACUGAAUUUCCUACCACGACGAUUAGCACUUCAAAUCCUGUUGUCGAAGAUUGCGCUCUUGAUAUGAAAUGGAGUGAAGUUAUGCAAAUCAUUCAAUUUAUGAAAAAUGACGCAGUUAACAUAGUGGAUUUUGAACUCGUCUACGUCAAUAUUUACAAGAUGAGGGAUUCUAUGAUCACGCAGUUCUCAUUAGUGACUGUCAUUGGUCGAGAAAUUGUCCACGCGCUUCAUGAAAUGCUGUAUGAGGUGAAAUUGACUUUGAACGCUGGUCGAAGAAACCUUAAAUUACACAUCAACGAAAAUGGUAAAGGAUGCUUUAAUAAGUCAAUGGAUAUGGAUGAAUUCAUAGUCGGAGAAAUAUUCCAACAAAUAUUUCUGGUCACGAAGCAGCCGAUAAGUCACGAAAUCUGUUAUGUUGGGGAGAGAGAUUUGAAUAGACC